UCCACCAUCUCCCUACCCCUGUCUACGAGUUCCUGUAGCGUUGGGCGCGUACAGACGACAUAUGUAUAUAGUUCUAUGGGGGCGCGAUCAGUAUUUUCUUACAGUGCGGAUCCAAAAUGUCAGACAUCGAUAAAUGGAUAGAGAUCGCGAAAGAAUGCAAAUACUUGCCCGAAUAUGAUCUUAAGAAACUCUGUGACAUGGUAUGUGAUCUGUUGCUGGAAGAGUCCAACAUCCAGCCUGUGUCGACUCCGGUGACGGUGUGUGGCGAUAUCCAUGGUCAGUUUUACGAUUUAGAGGAAUUGUUUCGCAAUGGUGGCCCUGUACCAGAUACGAAUUACAUAUUCUUGGGAGAUUUUGUCGAUCGGGGCUACUAUAGUUUAGAAACGUUUACUCGGCUCCUUACACUUAAAGCAAAAUGGUCAGAUAGGAUAACGCUACUUCGUGGCAAUCACGAAUCUAGACAAAUCACGCACGUUUAUGGAUUUUAUGAUGAAUGUCAAAAUAAGUAUGGUAAUGCUAAUGCAUGGAAGUACUGUUGUAGAGUAUUUGACUUGCUCACAGUUGCUGCCUUAAUUGAUGAACAGGUUCUUUGUGUACAUGGUGGAUUAUCUCCAGCGAUAAGAACACUAGAUCAAAUUAGAACGAUUGAAAGAAAUCAAGAAAUUCCACACAAAGGUGCUUUCUGUGAUUUGGUCUGGUCUGAUCCAGAAGAUGUAGAAACAUGGACCGUAAGUCCGCGUGGUGCAGGUUGGUUAUUUGGCAGUAAAGUGACUUACAUGUUCAUGGAAGUAAAUGAUCUUAAACUCAUCUGUAGGGCACACCAAUUAGUUCAAGAAGGUUAUAGGUACAUGUUUAAUGACAAACUCGUCACAGUGUGGUCAGCUCCAAAUUAUUGUUACCGAUGUGGUAAUGUAGCUAGUAUCAUGCAGUUCACAACAGUGGAUCAGAGAACACCCGUACUGUUUCAGGCAGUGCCUGAUUCCGAGAGAGUAAUUCCACCUCUAACACCCACACCAUACUUUUUGUGAUCUAACUUAGUGGCUCAUUUGUACGGACGCAGGAGAGAAGUGUCUGUGUCUAGACUGUAUGGAAUCACAUGACUAAAUUGAUCGGACCCAGGCUGGUACUAUGACGGAACGAUAAAAUAUAUCACAAACCGAUUAUACAUAUUACUCUAGAAUUUUGAGUCUCUUAAAAAAAAAAAGAAAACAAUGAAUUAUUUGAUACGUUUUAUGAUCGAAAUAUGAUAUUUAGAGGAUUGUCGUGUGAAUUGUUGUGUGAUUACUCUUGUUCAGGGAAUGUUCUUUAGAUUUUUUAAGAACUUUAUCAGGUUUUACAUGUUAUAAAGCUAACUUUUAUAUAUAUACAUAGUAUCUGCCAUUGCAUCAGCCUGAUUUUUGUAGUUCGAGGAAAAAGAAACAAUAUUUUGCACCAGAGCAAAUAUAAACAUUCUGUGGUCUAGACGCUUUUGCUGUCUACUGUGUACAUCCAAUAGAGCAUUCAUAUCUCAGAGCAACAUUCUGGACUUUAAUGUUCAAAAGACUAAGAGCUUUCAAAUAAUUUAUGAACGCAAAUAACACAAAUAGUCCAGUGCUGUGUGCAAACAAUUAAAUAAAAAAAGAAAAAAAAAGAAAAUUUAAACAUUCCGACAAAGUACACCCUCUGAGUACAGUGAAUGCUUUUUUGAUUGCAAUCGUGCAUAGAAUUCAGGUUUAUUAAAGCGUGAGCAUAUGUAGUACUAUUAAGGUCUUCCUGAACAUAUAAAUGAUCUGUUUCUGGUUUAGGUACUGUGUGUGCUGCAUGCAGUUCUUUUUUUUUCUAGAUGCGCAAUCAGUGUUCUUAGUAGCAAAAUCGUAAAUUCGGCUCUUUUUUGCCGAGGUACAAAUAGCAUGUAGCGAUAGAGUCAAAAUUUCCUACCUAAGUAAGGAAAAAAGUCCGGAUCGUUAUAUUAUUUGUGAAGGUUUUUCUUAUUAUUUUUAUGCACAUGACAUUUUUUACGCUUAAUUUUAAGAAAUUCUGAGCGCAAUAUUGCCCUUAAGUAUCUUGAGAUACAUAUUGAUAUUCUUGAUAUUCUUUUCAAAAAUAUAUUCAUUGUUUGUUCCCGCCGCACUUCUAUAUAUAUAUAUAUAUAUAUAUAUAUAUAUAUAUAUAUAUAUAUAUAUAUAUAUGUAUAUAUGUAUGUAUGUAUGUAUGUAUGUAUGUAUGUAUGUAUGUAUGUAUGUAUGUAUGUAUGUAUGUAUGUAUGUAUGUAUGUAUGUAUGUAUGUAUGUAUGUAUGUAUGUAUGUAUGUAUGUAUGUAUGUAUGUAUGUAUGUAUGUAUGUAUGUAUGUAUGUAUGUAUGUAUGUAUGUAUGUAUGUAUGUAUGUAUGUAUGUACAAAGCAAUAUUUUCAAAUACUAUUGUAUUCUCCGAAUCUGUACAGAGUUUCCAAUAUUGUAUGCCAAAUCGCUGUCGUACUAAAUAAUCAUACUUAGCUAAUUGUCAUAAGUUCAUUAAUGUAGGGAGCAACUUUAAAAGGAAAAAAAACCGAGACCCUUGCAAUGUGCCUCUAAAUUAAUAAGCGUUUGUGUAAUAUAAUAAUAUGAUAUUAAUAUAACAUAAUUAAUGGAAUGCACCGGCCAUUGCGUAUCAUAAGCCUGAAUUCUGACCAUCGAUUUUUGCUAGCUCGCGAUAAUUCCUAAUCGAUCACAGACCCGACAAAUACGGCAUUGACAUUGUGGCUGGCUGUCAAGUUGAGACUACUCUAUUUUGAAUUUUGUGAUAUAGAUCGAAGGAGGCGUGUGCAAUGGUCAUGUCGAUGUUUAUAACGACUCUCCUUGUCACACCAUGUGAUUUCGUGAAGACCCGUUAUUUUAAGAAAUAUAAUAAACUUUUGAACAGUGCCUUCAGAACUAUAACAUGACGGUCUACUAGAAGUAUAAAUGCUUUCUUACUGACAGAUAAUCAUAGACGAACUAAGGACAAAGAAUCAUGCAAAUACCAAAGCUUAACGAGAACAUGUAUGAAAAAAUACUUUUUAUCAUUUUUAACGUUCUAUCUCGCAAGCUUUUUGCUAUAUAUUUGGAACAAAAGUUUUCUUUUUUCGCGAAACUUUUCUACGUAUGUUUACGGUAUGUUUACGUUUUACAAUUUUACUAUACUCUUACUUCCCUUUUAGGUCUUACAUUUUACAUCACGCGCGGAAGAUAUUAUCCAUCUAUUACAUUUAUUGCAACGUACGUACAAUUAUGCAACAUUUUACACGAAUAAUAUAUUACAUUAGAUAAAAAGCGUACCCCCAAGAGAACGAAACGAGAGAGACACGGAGCUUGCGUUACAAACUCGACUCGCUACAUUUGCAGCCUCCGAGUCGUGAAAUGGAGUCGCAACGACGGGAACGCCCUAUGUGCGAUAUGGGAAUCAUAGAAAUCCUGAAAAGUAUUAGCCACUGUAUCAGUUAUCGGGGUGUUCGCGGCGUUUCCUCUUUCAAAAUGCCUCUGUCUGUGAUCGCUUUAAUCUUAUCGAAGUGUCCAAGCACUUGCGACGACUCGAUACUAAUAAUCGGCACGCACGCGAGAGAGAACAAAUAAAGACAAUUUGCAAGAUUAAAUAACGAAGACUAAUUUAGCUUAAUGUGCUCCGUGCGGGAGCUUGAACACUGCGCAUAAUCCUUAAAGAUCUCACAGGUAGACAUCAUUUUAAAACGAUCAUCAUGUACCUUGAAAGUAUAGACUUUGUUAUGUUAAUGUAAUGAAGAACGUCUGUAAUAAAAAUGCGUGAAAAAUCGCA
Cataglyphis hispanica is the source of this 3767-nucleotide messenger RNA. It is a transcript of the gene PpV, whose product is annotated as serine/threonine-protein phosphatase 6 catalytic subunit. Gene Ontology annotation, molecular function: protein serine/threonine phosphatase activity. The coding region runs from base 117 to 1028 and encodes 303 amino acids. Lineage: Eukaryota; Metazoa; Arthropoda; Insecta; Hymenoptera; Formicidae. Gene Ontology annotation, cellular component: cytoplasm. The record is from RefSeq and is a predicted model, not a curated record. Gene Ontology annotation, biological process: G1/S transition of mitotic cell cycle; peptidyl-serine dephosphorylation. The transcript has 7 exons.